UAUCUUUGUAUGCGCAUUAAUUGGAAAAUACAGGUGUGACCCCGCCCAUUAAAGCACACCUACAAUCAUAGAAAGAUGGCGGAUGGCGGAGGUCAAGUUUUGUUCUCCAGUGAAGCAGAAGCGUUUAUUGGAGAGCUGAAACAGAUGAAUCUGGCGUCUAUUGGCUCAGAGAAGUGGUCAUUGCAGAGAGAAAGACUAGAGAAACUAUCAAUGCAAGCUGUACUAAAUGUUUCAAAAAACAGUGACGAGUUCAUUAAAGAUUAUCUCAUUUCAUACAACAAAUUAAACUUGCUAAUUCAUGAGCUAUUGGUUAUUGACGUGUGGAAAAGACGUGUUUUUCCUCUUCUGUUUAAAUACUCGCCAUCACCUACCACCAGUUUUCCUACAUAUCUUGUGCUUUAUCAUGAAACUGUCCUCAUUUGUCUGUUGGAAGUUGUAAUCUUUUAUCAAGAAGUUGUUGAAUGCUUGGAUGAAAGUGUAUUAGAUCUUCUUGAUUACUGCUACAGAAAGAUAUCUCAACUGAUUGCUUCGUGUAAAGAACAUAGAUCCAAUGAUGAUGAAGCACAGAAAUCUGAUACCUCUAUAAAGGAGGAAUUAGUAAGGCAGAAGGAGACUAUCGAAUUUAAUGUACAAAUGAAGUGCAUCUCAAUUGUACAUUAUAUCACUGGACAUUUGAAGAAUUUCCCACUAAGUGUUGCAACCAGAUUGCUAAAUACUCAUGAUUUUCCUUGCAUGUUGGUGGAUCUUAUUCAAAUAUCUCCUUGGACUAAAAACAGCAGCAAAGGUAAGACUUUAAAAUAUGAAGACGGGAAGUGGCAGGAAAUUGAGCAAAGUUGUAACCUGAAACUUGUAAAAGUGGAAGGACAAGUAUGGCUGACACUGUAUCAGCUAUUGCUUGGGGAGCAUAGUCAAAACAAAUAUGAAUACACGCCUUUUAAGAAAGAACAUAUACUAAAGUUGAGAGGCUAUCUAACUGAUCCUGUUAUAGAGCAAAUCCCUCCAUUAGCCACACUCCAGCAUUACCUUCAGCAGCUGUCACUGAUGGAGCCACCUCCCGCCAAUACCGGACUCAUCCUUGAGCAAGCUCCUGUUUUGUAUGAUGGAAUUAUGAAAGAAGGGGAAGGGAAAUGGAACGAAUUCGCUCGUAAACAAAGCAAGAUCUUAUUAGAGCCAGACCCUGAGAUAUUAAAGACACAGGCUACAAGGUGGGUGGAUCAGUAUAGCAGUGGUGUAUUAGAUACAUUGAUUGAUGGCCCACCAAAGUGUGCACUCUGUGGCAGUGAAGCUACUAAGAGAUGCUCAAGAUGCUGUAGUGAAUGGUAUUGUUCUAGAGAAUGCCAGGUGAAGAAUUGGAAAAAACACAAGCCUUCCUGUGACAUUUUAUACCAAUCUAAAUCUUCAUAGACAUUCAAACUGCUUUAUGAGAUCAUAAUUGUAGUGCAUGUAUUUUAUUUACAGGCAGCCCUAUCACUCAGAAUAUGAAAAAAAAACAUUUUAAAACAGUA
Molecule: messenger RNA, 1505 nt
Organism: Amphimedon queenslandica
Lineage: Eukaryota; Metazoa; Porifera; Demospongiae; Haplosclerida; Niphatidae
Product: zinc finger MYND domain-containing protein 10-like
Exons: 16
Coding region: 76-1404 (442 amino acids)
Biological process (GO): outer dynein arm assembly; motile cilium assembly; inner dynein arm assembly
Cellular component (GO): cytoplasm; centriolar satellite
Source: RefSeq, a predicted model, not a curated record